GUAUUAUAUUUUUUUGAAACACGGCAUUGCUUCGGUAACGUUUCGCGCUGCUCAUUUUUUCCUUUGUGUUGUACCGUUGUUGUAACGCGUUGGAACGGCAAACGGCGUUUGUUCGUAAAAUAUAAUACUGCAAUUAAUUCGGUCUCAAGUGUUGGACGUCCAUAAGAAAUGGAAUCAAACAACAAACCAUCGACGUCACGGAAUCUCCUAUCCGAUUCGUCGGAUGACGAUGAUGAACGUCUAGAAAAUAUGUCAACCGAAGAAAUAUGUCUUAAAAUUAAGAUGUGCCGUAACUUGUGUUUUGGAAACAAAAUAAAUGUUUCCAACGCAUUUGACAUUGAUAUGAUUGGAUAUUUUUAUUCUUGGCUGGAGAAAAAAAAAAGCUCAAUCUUUGAUGAUAAUGAUGUUACCUCGUUCCAAGAGAUUAGUGACUAUCUUGAAGCCUCAGCCAAAGUCUAUUCUUAUCGUGUUGACAAUUUGACAGAAACAACUAGUAGACUAGUUGAACAAUUUAAAGCCAUGAACUACAAAAAAAGUACAAAUCCAAUGGAUGAUAAUAAUGCACCGAAAAUUCAGAAACCAAGGAGACAAAGAACGAUGCUGACAACAAGUGAAAAAUUAAGACGUAAACCGAACGAAAAUGGAACUACUUUCAAUCCAGAUCUAAUAAACCAUACCACUUUUGGCUUUAAUUGUAAUGAAUUAUUUUCCACUGGUCGUCCAUCUAGCCAUCUUUUAUCAAUGUACUCCGGUAAAACCUUGGCAGAAGAAAUGAAAGAUGCUAAAGAUAGACAAAAAGAAUUUGAUGAAAAAAAAAAAAAUGAAACAAUACAAGUUGAUAGAAGUUUUUUACAUAUGAUGGAUGAAUUUAUUAAAGGAGGAGCUAUCUGCCCUGAAUUUAAAGGUUUUAUAGCCGAACGUGACAAAGUUGACGAUUCGAAAGAAGAUAAAUUAGACGGUAUUGAGUAUCGCUUUGAUCCUAAUAUUCAUACAUUUCAAAAUAAUUCGGAAGACUCUAUGCGUGAUGAUAAUGUACCGGAUAAUAAUGAACUUGAUCCUAAUUCAAAUGAUAAAGAUAAAGAUACAUCAGUACUUGAUGGACUUUUGGAAUGUAUUGAUAACGUUGAUAGAGAUUAUAGUUUUUUUAAUCCUAAGCUUCUUGCUAAUUGGAAAGGACCAAAGGCUUGGAAAGCGCAAGCCAUGAUGAAAGCAUUAAAAUCGUGCACUCCAAAGGAACGAAAAGAAAUUGUUUCAAAUAUUGAUGAAUGUACUCAGCAAAAUAUUAAAACUAAUAAGAAACGCAAUCAAGUUAAGCAUGAUAAAGUUAAAAUAAACUGGUUGGAAGCAAGCCAAAUAAAUGAAAUAUUUGAAAAUAAUAUUAAAGGCAAAGAACAAAUAUUAGCUCGUACACUACAAAAAUGGGAUCCACUUGAUCAUAUAUCUGAUACACAAACAAUUGAUGUUGAUAUUAAAUAUAAGUUUGAUUUUUUACAAUAUAUUGAAAUUAAACCAGAUUGGUGGGUACACAAAAACCGAAUAAAAGACAUUUGUUCUGAAGCUUCAAAUUCCUGUCAGAAUAUCAAUGAUUGUGGUGAAAGCAUUGUCGAAACAUCAGAACCCAUGGAAAUUGAUAAUGGAGACCCUGAACAGUCAACGAAUGAAAAUGAUGAAAAAAUUAUAAAUUAUAGAACUAAUGACAUAUUGGAUGUAUCUGUAGAGUUGAACUCUGAAGAUGAAGAUAUUAUGGGCAACAUUAAAUCUGAAUCAAGAAUGGAUAUAGGAGAGUUAAAAAAAGAAAUAUCUGAUAUUAUUGACGAAGAAUGUGUUGAAACUGAUCUUGAUAGUGAAUGGAGUUCAAAGUUAUCAUUUUUUAACUUGCUAAGAAAAUUAAGAAUUAAUGAACGCGACGGACUUUCAAUACCUAUUGUAUUUGUUGGCCUUCUCCAUUUGGCAAAUGAGCGAGGUCUGAGAUUGCUCGAAGAACAUUGUACCAUAAAUGAUAUGGAAGAAACAUUUAUUACCAAACCAAUGAAAUAAGUAAAUGUAAUUUAUGAUUAAAACCAUUUUAUAUUCAUUGUUUAAGUACAUAAAUUACAUUUUCUUUUUAGUCUGUGUACCCAUUUUAUAAAAGCUAACAUAAAAUUUAUAAUUAAGAAAUAUUUUAUACAUACCUAAGUAAAUUCAUACAACAUUUAAAAUAUAUAAUUAAUACUUAUAAUUUAA
This is a messenger RNA of Metopolophium dirhodum (rose-grain aphid), 2223 nucleotides long. Its product is annotated as condensin complex subunit 2-like. Lineage: Eukaryota; Metazoa; Arthropoda; Insecta; Hemiptera; Aphididae. Gene Ontology annotation, cellular component: condensin complex. The coding region runs from base 169 to 2037 and encodes 622 amino acids. Gene Ontology annotation, biological process: mitotic chromosome condensation. Gene Ontology annotation, molecular function: chromatin binding. The transcript is spliced from 12 exons. The record is from RefSeq and is a predicted model, not a curated record.